Molecule: messenger RNA, 1047 nt
Organism: Medicago truncatula (barrel medic)
Lineage: Eukaryota; Viridiplantae; Streptophyta; Magnoliopsida; Fabales; Fabaceae
Product: 40S ribosomal protein S3-3
Exons: 4
Coding region: 125-844 (239 amino acids)
Biological process (GO): translation
Cellular component (GO): cytosolic small ribosomal subunit; nucleus
Molecular function (GO): structural constituent of ribosome; RNA binding
Source: RefSeq, a predicted model, not a curated record
AAACCAUCCUAUAUUAACAUCCAUCCAUAACCAUUUCUCAAAACUAGGGUUUCAGUUUCAGUAUUCAUCCACUGUGUGCGUGCGUGUGUGUGUUGUUGCCGCCCCUCAAUCUAAAUCUGCAAACAUGGCUACCCAAAUGAGCAAAAAGCGAAAGUUUGUCGCUGAUGGAGUUUUCUUCGCUGAAUUGAAUGAGGUUUUAACCAGAGAGCUUGCUGAAGAUGGCUAUUCCGGUGUUGAGGUUAGGGUUACUCCUAUGCGCACUGAAAUCAUCAUCAGAGCUACUCGUACCCAAGCUGUUCUCGGUGAGAAGGGUAGGAGGAUCAGAGAGUUGACCUCAGUGGUCCAGAAAAGAUUUAAGUUUCCUGAGAACAGUGUUGAACUUUAUGCUGAGAAGGUGAACAAUAGGGGACUUUGUGCCAUUGCACAAGCUGAAUCCCUUCGCUACAAGCUACUUGGCGGUCUUGCUGUUCGCAGAGCCUGCUAUGGUGUGUUGAGGUUUGUUAUGGAAAGUGGUGCUAAGGGAUGUGAGGUUAUUGUCAGUGGAAAAUUGAGGGCCCAGAGAGCUAAAUCUAUGAAGUUCAAGGAUGGGUAUAUGAUCUCAUCCGGACAGCCUGUUAAGGAUUACAUUGACUCUGCUGUUAGACAUGUUCUACUUAGACAGGGUGUUCUUGGAAUUAAGGUGAAGAUUAUGCUUGACUGGGAUCCUAAAGGAAAGCAGGGUCCUAAAACUCCCCUACCUGAUAUUGUCACUAUUCACACUCCAAAGGAGGAGGAAGAGUACAUCAGGCCUGCUGCUGUUGUAGCAAAUGAUAUUGAGGUUCCUGUCCCAAUCCCUGUUGUUUGAGAAUGUUUUGAGUGUAUUGUUUGACAUUUUUGUUACAUCUAGUGUACUGUCAGACUUUUUUAAUUUUUGUAAGUUUUUGGUUCAAUGUUUAAGUUCUCCGCAGUUUAGUUUCAGACAUUCUAAGAUAUUGUUAUACUCAGCUGCAAGUAUUUAAGAUCUUAUUGUUAAUUUUUAUUACAUUAUUUAUCUCAUUCCUUAUCUAA